AUGCGCCGCUGCUUGCCUUAGCCCGCCAGGAUCUCGACGCAGUCCCCCGAAGUGGGGCUCCGUCUCAUUGAGACCAGGGUCGCGGCAGUGCGUGUCUAUCUCGACGUGGAGUGUUUCCUUUACGUUAGGAGCACCCUGUUCAUCCGCAGUAGUAUGCAUUAAGGGCUCUACCCUGAGUCAGGAGAUACGUCUGGGUUUUGUUUUUAAAUUACAUAUACCAAGACAAUUGUAUGUCGCUUACAUCUGGAACGAUUGGAGUGAAUCAAGCAGUGCAGACAUAAUUUGUCUCUAGAAAGACUGCCCUACUGCUUGAAAUGCUUUUUAUUUAGAAUAGUAGCAAAAAUGGAAAAAGAAAAAGUAAGGGAUGAUGAAAAACCAGACCCAGAAAACUCUUUGGACUUUUCUGAACAGUUUAAUCAGCUUGAAUUGUUGGAGACCGAUGGACACCUGAUUCCCACUGGUACUCAGAGUCUCUGGGUAGGCGAUUCUGAUGAAGAUGAGGACCAAGAGGAAAAACACGAAGAGUGGUAUCAAUUGCAAGAGAAAAAAAUGGAAAAAGACCCAAGCAAAUUGCUUCUUUGGGCUGCUGAAAAAAAUCGGCUUGCUACCGUGCAGAGGCUACUUUCUGAGAAGGCCACUGACGUGAACACUAGGGACGAGGACGAGUAUACACCUCUUCACCGAGCAGCCUACAGUGGCCACUUAGACGUUGUUCGCGAGCUGGUGGCUCAGGGGGCAGAUGUUCAUGCAGUGACUGUGGAUGGCUGGACACCACUACACAGUGCUUGCAAGUGGAACAACACCAGGGUGGCCUCUUUCUUACUGCAGCACGACGCAGACAUCAAUGCCCAAACCAAAGGCCUCUUGACCCCUUUGCACCUUGCUGCUGGGAACAGAGACAGCAGGGACACCCUGGAACUCCUCCUGAUGAAUCGCUACAUCAAGCCAGGCCUGAAGAACAACUCACAGGAAACUGCUUCCGAUAUCGCCAGGAGGACAAGCAUCUAUCACUACCUCUUUGAAAUCGCGGAAGGCUGUACAAACUCUUCACCUCCGUCUUAAUGGCUUUAGUAAUUCUCUCAAGCUUCAAAGUACCAAUGCCUCCUAUGGAUGAGAUGUAAAAUAGCCCCCUAUACAGAGCAGAUGUCUCAUACAGAACUAUUGUUGUAUGAAUCACAGUUUUCUUCCAAGUGACCUGUUCACCCUUGAUGUCAAAUGUAUUUGAGAGGUGUUUGAAUGCAUCUGUGGUGAAUGCUGCAGAGCUUGUGAGUUUUCUUAGAAGUAAUUUUAACUGGACAUGGGUAAUACAGAAGCUAAGGGUAUUUUUUUUUUUUUGGUGCUGAUCCAAGAGAAAACUAUUUUUAAAUAUCCCAUACUCUGGGUCUUUGUUCAGUGUUUAGUGUAUUGAUGUAUAUUUUUAUAAGCUAACUCCAAAUUUUCAUCUUUAACAUACUGGUGCAGUUGGGCUAUCUUCUCUGUAUCUCCAGUGUCUUUCAUUCUAAACAAGAAACACUAACAAAUUAGUGGCGUACAUCUUUGUAAGUUUAAAACAAAUAGGGAACGUUUGAAUGUUUUGUAAGAUAUAGGCCAUUCUCGGAAAGCAGUUAGGGAGAUGUUAAUCCUUGAAUGUUUUACACUGCCUCCCCCACCAUGUUCCUCAUAAUCCUGUGGACAGUCCUACCUCACCCUGUGAACCCAUGUGAACCUUAUUGUUAUGGCCAGUCAGUGUCUCCACUUAGACAUGCACAAAACUGUACCUUGGUCCAAGAGAUUAAAACUGCCUCCAAAGGGUUCACCUGUCGCUCUCCCUGUUGGAUUGGCACUACUUACCUAGACUCAUGAGUUCCGGGAAGUGUCCACCACCACCCCACAGCCCUCAUUUUGUACAAGCCAUGGCAAAGGCAAAGGGACGAGGAAUUGUAACAGUGAGGAAUGAUUAUCCUAUGGACCAGAACAACAAGGGGCUCGGGCUUUCUUACAAAACAGCAGCCAGAGUGUGGGUUGUGACACACAAUGUAAAUAGAAAUAGAGUUUGACAGUGCAGAAGUCAUGAGUUCUUUUCUAACUUGCAUAUAACUUCACUGCAUCUGUGACACAUUUUGUUCAAACUACAUUAACUUUUCUCCUCCUGGUGCCUGCAACACAGUUGUGAUGGACUCCCUAGCCCCUCUAGUCCCGAAGGGUCUCCCCAACAUGAGCGCUUGAGCCCUAGGAAAGGCCACUGGGGCUCACCUCAUUGUCAACUUAGACUCGCCUGGGAGAUAUGCCUGCAGCAUGUCUGGAAGGGAGUUUCUAGAAAAGUUUAACUGAAGACAGAAUCCAUAUUCAGAUGUGGGUGGCAUCAUCGCAUGGGCUCAAGUCCCAGGGUAAAUAAAAAGGAGAAAGCAAGCUAA
This is a messenger RNA of Mesocricetus auratus (golden hamster), 2393 nucleotides long. It is a transcript of the gene Ankrd49, whose product is annotated as ankyrin repeat domain 49. The coding region runs from base 343 to 1062 and encodes 239 amino acids. Lineage: Eukaryota; Metazoa; Chordata; Mammalia; Rodentia; Cricetidae. The record is from RefSeq and is a predicted model, not a curated record. Gene Ontology annotation, molecular function: protein binding. The transcript is spliced from 3 exons.